AAGUGCCGAAAUAUUCAUUUUUUUAUUUUCCUUUAUAUAUAAAAUGUGGAUCACCGAGUAUGUAUGAUCAGUGUUGACAUGCGCAGAAUGACAAAAACUUGUCGAAUAAUGGAUAUGAUCUUGUGCUAAACGAAUUCUGGUUGCCAUUUUUUAAAUGAAAUAAAUACCAGAACAUUUUCAUGAUCGACAUCUUCUACGGGAUGAAAGUGUAUACCAUUUUUUGUGAAAGAUACAUCUGUAAUCUACAUUUGUAGUGCGUGAUGAUUUAUUACUAUAGAGUGAAUAGAUGCUGUUAAUUCCUCUUAAUUGAUAUUUCAUUAUUCAUAAAACGAGAAGUACAUAGAACCAAUUAUUUGGUUAGGAGAACAUGUUUCCAGCGUACGCCUACUUGUCAGCGUAUGACAGGCAUAAGAAACUUAUAAAUGAUUAUUUGACGUUACAUGAUGAUUCAAUAUCAUCCUUAAAGCGCGACACGUCCCGAGAUAAGACGGACUAUGACGUUAUUAGAGAAAACCACAAAUUUCUAUGGGAUCAGGACAAUGAUGAACCAGAUACAUGGGGUGCCAAGCUGGCAAAAAAGUAUUAUGAUAAAUUAUUUAAAGAGUAUUGUAUAGCCGAUCUAACAUAUUAUAAACAAAACAAGGUUGCUUUAAGAUGGAGAACAGAAAAGGAGGUUAUCGUUGGAAAAGGACAGUUUGAAUGUGGAAAUAAAAAAUGUAAUGAGAAAGAAGAACUUAAAUCUUGGGAAGUAAAUUUUGGUUACAUAGAACAUGACCAGAAAAAAAAUGCUCUUGUCAAGUUAAGACUAUGUCCCAAGUGUUCAAUAAAAUUAAAUUAUCGUUCACAAAAACAUGAAGCAAAAAGACAUAAGGCAUUGAAAAGAUUAGGAACAAAUUCUGACGUUCAGAAUACUGCAUCUGAUAUGCCUAGUACAUCUGUGGAGAAUGUUAAAACUGAGGACAAAGCUGCAGAUAAAAUAACUGAACCUGUGGAAGAAAUGAAUAAAAAUGAAUCUAAUAUUUGGAAAGAGAAACCAGCUGAUAAUUUGGAAAAAACACGGGAGGAGGAGUUUGAAGAAUAUUUAGCAGAUUUGCUAAUGUAAAAGGAAUAAAAUUGUUUUUACAAAUCAAUAUAAUAUCAAAAAAUUAUUUAUUGCUGAUACCAUUGAAGAAAUAUAACAAUUUCUAUACAGAACACUAGUCAUAUUUAAAUAAAUGUAAUUAUAAUGAUCACAACUUUAUUUUGAUUGAUACAUAGUUA
This is a messenger RNA of Megachile rotundata (alfalfa leafcutting bee), 1260 nucleotides long. Its product is annotated as protein FRA10AC1 homolog. The record is from RefSeq and is a predicted model, not a curated record. NCBI's taxonomy places the organism in Eukaryota, Metazoa, Arthropoda, Insecta, Hymenoptera, Megachilidae. Gene Ontology annotation, molecular function: phosphatase activity. Gene Ontology annotation, biological process: dephosphorylation.